AUGACGACCAAAGCGGCCGUCGUUAGCGAGGGUGUCAAGCGGAGGCUCCCCCGGGCCGGAUGGCAGGACGGGCGGGUCGUUUCCCAAAUCACCCACCCCAGCAGGUUGGUGGGGCAGAGCUCGGGAGGAGAAGUCCAGAAGCAUCAGCUGGACACCAGGGUCAGGAAUGAGCCUGGAAGAGGAGGAGGAGGAGGCCCCGGGCUGCACCUGGCACGGGUGAGCUUCGUGGUGCGCGCCUUUGGCUCGGCCUUCACCCUCGACCUCCGGCUGAACCACCUGGGGGUGCAGGCUCUGGGGGUGCUGGUACGCCGAGCCCAGCACACAGUUCACAGCGAGACCAAGUACAUCGAGCUGGCGGUGGUGAACGACCACCAGCUGUUCCUGCAGCUCCGGAAGUCCGUGGUUCUCACCAGCAACUUCGCCAAGUCCGUGGUCAACCUGGCCGACAUGAUCUACAAGGAGCAGCUCAACACCCGCAUCGUGCUGGUGGCCAUGGAGACAUGGGCCUCGGAGGACCGGAUCCGGAUGGGGGAAGACUCCCUGGAGACCCUGAAUGAGUUUGUGAAGUACCGGCGCGAGGGGCUGGCGGAGCAGAGCGACACCGUCCACCUCUUCUCGGUAAUGGCGCUGGUGUUGAACCCCGUGUCCCCAUAUGAGCCGCGUGGCGUGUCCUGCCGGGAGGCUGUGAACGAGUGCGACAUCCCCGAGAGCUGCACCGGGGACUCCAGCCAGUGUCCCCCCAACCUCCACAAGCUGGAUGGUUACUUCUGUGAAAACGAGCAGGGACGAUGCUAUGGCGGGCGCUGCAAAACCAGAGACCGGCAGUGCAACGCGCUGUGGGGCCGCGGCUCGGCCGAGCGCUUCUGCUAUGAGAAGCUCAAUGUGGAGGGGACCGAGAGGGGCAACUGCGGGCGCGAGGGCCUGGGCUGGCUGCAGUGCAACAAGCAGGACGUCCUCUGUGGCUUCCUCCUCUGCGCCAACAUCUCGGGCGCGCCCCGGCUGGGUGAGCUCAGCGGCGAGAUUGCCGCCACCACCUUCUUCCACCAAAACCGCUACGUGGACUGCAGGGGAGGCCAUGUGCAGCUGGUGGAUGGCUCGGACCUGAGCUAUGUGGAGGACGGGACGCCCUGCGGCCCUGGCAUGCUGUGUCUCGACCACAAAUGCCUUCCAGCCACGGCCUUUAACUUCAGCUCCUGCCCCGGCAGCUGGGACGGGAAGAUCUGCUUUGACCACGGGGUUUGCAGCAACGAGGGCAAGUGCAUCUGCCGGACCGAGUGGACAGGGAAGGACUGCAGCGUCUAUGACCCCAUCCCCGAGCCCAAGCCGACGGGGGAGACGGAGCGAUACAAGGGUCCCAGUGGCACCAAUAUCAUUAUCGGCUCCAUUGCGGGGGCCGUGCUGGUGGCUGCCAUCGUCCUAGGGGGGACAGGCUGGGGAUUUAAGUAA
Molecule: messenger RNA, 1446 nt
Organism: Egretta garzetta (little egret)
Lineage: Eukaryota; Metazoa; Chordata; Aves; Pelecaniformes; Ardeidae
Gene: ADAM11
Product: ADAM metallopeptidase domain 11
Exons: 16
Coding region: 1-1446 (481 amino acids)
Biological process (GO): proteolysis
Molecular function (GO): metalloendopeptidase activity
Source: RefSeq, a predicted model, not a curated record